ACUCAGCACCCUACAGCUAGCUAUACACCAUCGACAGUCCCACACCUUUAGUGAAACAGACACUCCCGUCACAAUCUCCUGAACUAGCUAGAAUCAAACAGACCAAAGCUCUAAAUCAUUCCAGAGCUUAACAAUCAUGACCACCUCCCGCAGCAUUGAGCACUACAAAACCAACGUCCACGCCCACUGGGAGGGCAAACACGCCAAGGACUGGACGGAGGUCGACCUCAUUGGAUACGAGAACGCGACGAAUCGCUUAUACAACGAGCUGUGUGCGCAUCCGGACGCGGCAGUCGUGCAGGUCGGCCAUCGAUCGACCCUGCUCAACAACCAUGGCAGAGACUACCGGUUCAAUGGCAAGUUCUCCAGCGAGCAGACGCAGCCGGAGCGCAGUCACCAUGAGUACAACCGGUUUGGGAAGCUGAUGAAGUGGGAGGGCGAUCGGUGGUAUGCUUAUGAUUUUGAGGUGGAGAUUACUGAUCAUAUGAGGGCUUAGAAGGGGGUGGGGACGUAUGUCCCUAGGUUGGAUGUUGCGCUGGGGUUGGUCGUGAGUGAAAACUGAUUCUGUAAGGCUGGAGCUUUGCGGUUGCCCCCCCUACUGUCUAAUCAAAAUUAUGUGAUCGCCAGUUUUUUCUGACCCGCAGGAAGAUAGGUGCUGGUGUAAUACUUGGGGAGGGAUCUGAUCUCAAAUCCGAAUUGACUGUUUCACUUCAUAUUCUGACCAGGUCUUGAUGCGCUCUUU
Messenger RNA from Aspergillus uvarum CBS 121591, 742 nucleotides. RefSeq lists its product as uncharacterized. NCBI's taxonomy places the organism in Eukaryota, Fungi, Ascomycota, Eurotiomycetes, Eurotiales, Aspergillaceae. The coding region runs from base 137 to 496 and encodes 119 amino acids. The record is from RefSeq and is a predicted model, not a curated record. The transcript has a single exon.